AUGUGCGACUGCGGCUGCUAUUCGUACUGUCUGCACGACACCUCCUGCUACAGCGGCCACUACCACUCGCAUUCGCACUCGCAUCACUGCUGUGCGGGCUACAAGUAUCUCAAGUGCCUCUGUCGCUACUAUCGCCAUGGGCACUGCACCUGCUCCUGCUGGCGGCGGAAAUGCUACCUGCUCUAAGAAGGAGGAAGACGCUGAAGAGGAAGCCCCCCUCCCAGGAUCAGAAUCGGGAUCAGGAUGAGGAGGCGCACACACAACACCACACAAAUCACAACUCAAACAACGUAAAUCAGCAAAGAAAUCACACGAUAAAGUCCUUUAAGCAGUUGCAUAACACUUGGCUGCAUCCAAUCGAGCAGGAGUGAAAAGUGGAAAAUGAAAAUGGCAAAUGGUAUGGGGAAAAUGGCGAAUCAGGAGGGGAGACGAGCAAACAACUAGCGUGCAUACGGGUCGUAUGUGCAACGUUUUCAGUUGUCGUGUGAGUGAGUGAGUGUGUGACUGCAGCCGUGUGCGUGUGAAAAUGGUUCAAGGAUGUGGCCAACACUGUUAUCGACUGCGUUUUGCAUUUUGCAUCUGCAAAAUCCCCAUUCACACCCCAAAAUCACACGAACACACACUUGAAACCAGUGAAGCAACUCGAAUUAGUGCGUAAGUUUUACUUCACACAAUACACACACUCGAUUAACACCCACACACACAACACAUCGUUAUCGAAUCUAAAUACAUCCAAUGUUAGAGCGUAGUGCGUAUCGAUCGACGUUCGAGAUUUUCGCCAUAUUUGUAACGUUUCCAAUCCAAAAACAAUCCAAAAAUAAAGUUUUCUCCAACACCACUAAA
Molecule: messenger RNA, 843 nt
Organism: Drosophila takahashii
Lineage: Eukaryota; Metazoa; Arthropoda; Insecta; Diptera; Drosophilidae
Source: RefSeq, a predicted model, not a curated record